This is a messenger RNA of Nicrophorus vespilloides, 3761 nucleotides long. It is a transcript of the gene Asap, whose product is annotated as arf-GAP with SH3 domain, ANK repeat and PH domain-containing protein 1. Gene Ontology annotation, biological process: positive regulation of GTPase activity. The record is from RefSeq and is a predicted model, not a curated record. The coding region runs from base 262 to 3357 and encodes 1031 amino acids. The transcript has 13 exons. NCBI's taxonomy places the organism in Eukaryota, Metazoa, Arthropoda, Insecta, Coleoptera, Silphidae. Gene Ontology annotation, molecular function: GTPase activator activity; protein binding. Gene Ontology annotation, cellular component: cytoplasm.
AUUGAUAUUAUGGUGGGCAACGGAUGGUGUUCAGGUGCAUUGGAAAUAUGAAAAAAAACAUUGGGAACUGGGCUCAAUUGAUGCGAUUUAAUGCGAACAAGUGAACGCGCGUAGUGACACGGGGCGUUACAUAAUGCAGCCGAGGUGCAUUGCGGGUUUGGCCCAGUGAAGUGCAUCGUUGUUGUUUUAAGUGUUGCUCCUGACGUCUAUCCUAUCUCGCUCAUACUUAUACACACUCUGGUCUGACAAUUACAUCUCAUCAUGCCCACUUCAAUCAAAGUAUCUGAAUUCAUCGAUGAGACUCAUGAUGACUUGAGCAGCCCCACUACCUCAUCAUUUGUGUCCCGUAUGCCUCAGUACAGGAACACAAUAGCUGCCUUCGAAGAGACUCUCGACUUUGACAGGGAUGGUUUAUUGAAAAUGAAGAAGGCCAUUAAGGCCAUCCUCACAUCAGGUGCAACGCACAUAGAAAAUGAAGAGUAUUUAGCUAGAGCUCUAGAAAAAAUUGGUCAUAUCGCGGUUUCCAAAGAUCAGGAGACCGAUAUAGGCGCCGCUUUUAUAAAAUUCUCCGUAGUUAGUAAAGAGCUAUCUGCGUUGAUGAAGACUCUAAUGCAGAAUCUGAACAACAUAGUCAUGUUCCCGUUGGAGACUUUACUUAAGGGAGAUUUGCGAGGCGUUAAGGGCGACUUGAAGAGGCCAUUCGAUAAAGCCUGGAAAGAUUACGAGAGCAAAUACAUCAAGAUCGAGAAGGAGAAAAAGCAGCAGGCUAAGGAUGCGGGAAUGAUCAGGACGGAGGUGACGGGUCACGAGAUCGCCGACGAGAUGGAGAAGGAGAGGAAGCUGUUCCAGCUGCAAAUGUGCGAGUAUCUGAUUAAGUUCAAUGACAUAGAAACCAAAAAGGGCAUAGAUCUGCUCCAAAACCUAGUGAAGUAUUACCACGCUCAAACGAACUACUUCCAAGACGGCUUGAAGACUAUCGAGCACUUUGGCAAUUAUGUUGCCGAUCUAAGCGUUGAGCUGCAGAAGAUCAGACAGAAGCAGGACGACGAAAGAAGAAAGCUGAAUGAUCUUCGGGGAUUGAUCCGCGCUGCUCCCAGCAUCGAGAAGGAGGUUGGUUCGAAUGUCGAUAAAAGUGCUGCUGGUUACUCGCUGCAUCAGCUGCAAGGCGACAAGCAUCAGGGCUACACCAGGAGCGGUCACCUGUUGAAGAAGUCGGAGGGCAAGAUGCGGCGCGUCUGGCAGAAACGCAAAUGCAAAGUCAAAGCGGAGGGUUAUCUGGAGAUAUGCCACGCCGACGAAAGCAAACCUCCGACCCGGGUCAAUUUGCUCACCUGCCAAAUAAAAAUUGUCCCGGAAGAUAAACGUGGCUUCGACUUAAUAUCUUAUAACCGGACAUACCAUUUCCAAGCAGAGGAUGAGCACGAUCAGCAUGCUUGGAUGUCUGUUUUAGUGAAUUGCAGGGAACGAGCUUUAAUGAAAGCUUUCGACGCUAGCAGUGCUUCAGGGGGUGACAAAGUUAACCAUGGCUUUAUAGAGUUACAGCAAACGAUAAUUAGAUACAUCCAGAGGAUUCCAGGAAACGAUCACUGCUGUGAUUGUGAUUCGAAAAAUGAUGCGACGUGGCUGUCUACAAAUUUUGGCAUCAUCGUCUGCAUAGAGUGUUCCGGAAUCCAUAGAGACCUAGGUGUUCAUAUAUCGCGUAUUCAAUCCUUAACCUUAGAUAAUCUGGGAACUAGUCAGCUUUUGCUUGCGAGACAUAUGACAAAUCAAUCGUUCAAUGAUAUAAUGGAAGCCAAGUUACCUUUUGGAAAUAAACCAACUCCGUCCAGUUCAAUGGAAGAGAGAUUUACGUUUAUAAGAGAGAAAUAUGUAGAUAAGAGGUAUUCGAUGAAAACGAGACACGGCGGGCACGAGAAACUUUACGACUUGGAGGAGGCCAUCAACUCUGAGGAUUUGGGUCUUGUGGUGCAAACAUUCGCUGAGAACGUCGAUCUAAUGGCCAGCUUACCGACAUCCGAUCACGGCGAAACAGCCUUGCAUCGAGUGGUCAUGAAAUCUGGCAGCAAGAAUUUGGCAAUCGUUGAUUUUUUGGUGCAAAAUAUGAAUUCAACUGGCAUUGAUAAGCAAACUUUACCGCCUUCCUCCUCGGAUAUAUCUGGCUGCAAUACAGCAUUGCACAUUUGCGCGCUUUAUGAUAAAACUGAAUGUAUGAAACUUCUGUUGCGUUGCGGUGCUGAUACAACGAUUAGGAACUCCCAGGAUAAAACCCCAAUGGACAUAGCUCAGGAAAUGGGUCACAGGACUUGUCAAGAGCUAUUGCAAAAUGCCGUUAAUAGGCAAAAGCAUUUAUUCGACAAUAUCAACAUCGAGUGGAAUUUAUCGCACGAUGAUGGAUCCACCGAUUUCUCAGAUGACGAUACGAUUAUUGAUGAUAGGAACGGAUCUUUAACACCGGAAAAGAAGAAUCGCUCACGUCCCCCGAGUUACACAGGUGGUGAUUCGCCGAUAACCUUACGUUCGAGAUCUUCGACUUGUGAUAGUUUGCAAUCAGGUAGUAGUCCAAAUAGUAAUAAUCGACAAAUGCCACCACCACCUCCUCCACAAUCGAGAAAACCCGUCAUUACCAAUGUACAUGGCAGUCUGAAGAAGCGCGUUGCUCCAUUGCCUCCGUCUGGUGGAAUGCAAAUGUCUUCGGGUUCUAUGUACGGCACUCUACCUAGCAGCCACAGUAGGACUCCUUCAGAUCCUGUAGCUGCUGGUUAUCAUACUCUAAGUCAUACUCAUAAACGGUCUCCUAGUAGUGACUCUAGUUCAAGUCGUUCUGUGAUACAAUAUGGUAAUAAACUAGUCAUGCCAAUCGACCCGAAAGGGAUCGACAAGUUGACCCAGGUCAAGCGACCGCUGAAUCCGCCUCCGCCUGCUCCGAGUCCGCGCCUGUCCAACGGCAGGUCAAAUGAAAGCAUAUCUUCAAUGGUGUCCGACCUGGACACCUCCGGCCAUAAUCCUAUACCACCGCCGCGCAGGAAGAGACGACAAAAUUCCUACAAUUUUAUACAAGUCAUUAAACCGGCAUCUGACUCGCCGCCUCACAAGCUGGCUUCGAGUCCUAUAUCCACCGGAUCCUUGUCAUCACCCAGGAUGUCGUACACACCAAAUGGGAGCUGUCCUCGAAGAUGCAAAGCCCUUUACGACUGCAACGCCGACAACGAUGACGAACUGUCGUUCCAGGAAGGCGAGAUCAUCGUUGUGAUAAACGAGAAUACGGAUGAUGAAAACUGGAUGGAGGGCGUUGUUGAGAAUGAACCGGACAGGAGAGGAAUGUUCCCGCUUAGCUUCGUUCACAUGCUGCACGACUAGUGAUAGCAGUACGUGUGUGUAUAUAUUUAACCUUUAUAUAAUGAUUUAUUCUUAUGUUUAUUUUUUCAAUUAUCUUACGUUUAUGAGGGACCAUUUAAAUCUCCUUAGAUUACAAUUUACUUUUCGUUCCUUCUGAACGCCCGCUCCAUCUUCUAGGUCUCGCUUCUGAGGUCUGCCAUAUAUAUUAAGCCAUCUUAAAAUUAAGUGAUUCAUUGUGUGCGUCUGCAUACGGAGCUCCUUCGGAGAGUCUUGAUAUGGUAUUUAUUGUAAUCGCUCUGUGUGUAUACCUCAAUGUUGGAUGUCCUUUUCAUUUUGUUCAUUCGCGCGCUCGCCUUUUAUGGUCCAAAAAAAAACUUAAAUAACAAAUAUAUAUAUAUGUGUGUAUAUAUAUAUAAUAGACGUAA